Molecule: messenger RNA, 714 nt
Organism: Moesziomyces aphidis
Lineage: Eukaryota; Fungi; Basidiomycota; Ustilaginomycetes; Ustilaginales; Ustilaginaceae
Source: the annotation of a GenBank genome assembly
AUGAAGGUAAGGACAUUCCUCACGCCGCAUUUGCGACUCGAUACCAAGAUCAUCUGCUCCACGCAGCAAUCCGCACAUCGUGGCUCGAUUGCUGGUCUGGCGAAUCCGCCCGAGCUGGUUGCCUUCGUAGGCCGACAGCGCACCACGACCAUCGACUUCUGCCUGGCUGUCUACAACGGCUUCUAUGCCGCGAUGGAUUGUGCUCGCAAGGUUGCCCUCUACACUGACGUCAUCGCCAACGACGAGAUGUGCUCGGACGGUUACGAGAUGAAGCUCGUCGACGAUGUUGUGUACGAGGUCGACGCUGCCAAGAUUGUCGUCUCGGACGGUGAUGUCGACAUUGGCGGCAACCCCUCUGCCGAGGAAGAGGCCGAGGCGCUCGAGAACGGUGCCGAGCAGGUCAUCAACAUUGUCCACUCGUUCCGCCUCCAGUCCACCUCGUUCGACAAGAAGUCCUACCUCGCCUACCUCAAGGGCUACAUGAAGUCGGUCAAGGCCAAGCUCGCCGAGACCAACCCGGACCGCAUCCCCGCCUUUGAGAAGGGCGCCGCCGCCUUUGCCAAGAAGAUCGUCGGCUCCUUCGGCGACUGGGAGUUCUUCACCGGCGAGUCCAUGGACCCCGAGGGCAUGGUUGCGCUCCUCAACUACCGCGAGGACGGCGUGACCCCUUACCUCGUCUUCUGGAAGGACGGCCUCCGCGAGACCAAGAUCUAA